GCGGGUCCGCUCCGGCUCCGUCCCCGCUCUGCGCCCCGGGGGCCGCGGCCCGCCGCCCCGGCUGCAUGCCCGCCGCGGUGUCGGCACGGCUGGAUUCGCUGGAGUCCUGGGCCUUCCACGCGCUGCUGGUGCUGCCCUAUAUGUUCUACGUGGGCUUGUUCUUCGUCAACGUGCUGAUCCUCUACUACGCCUUCCUGAUGGAGUACAUCGUCCUCAACGUGGGCAUCGUCUUCCUGCCCGAGGACAUGGACCAGGCGCUGGUGGACCUGGGGGUGCUCUCCGACCCCGGCUCGGCGCUGUACGAGACCGACAGCGAGCUGGACGUCUUCGACGCCUACUUGGAGUGACGCCGUCCCGGCGCGGCCCCGGGAUGCCCGCGCCGCCUCUCCCCUCGCGGCGCCCCCGGAA
Messenger RNA from Phasianus colchicus (ring-necked pheasant), 408 nucleotides. RefSeq names its product Dexi homolog (gene DEXI). The record is from RefSeq and is a predicted model, not a curated record. NCBI's taxonomy places the organism in Eukaryota, Metazoa, Chordata, Aves, Galliformes, Phasianidae.